This is a messenger RNA of Branchiostoma floridae (Florida lancelet), 2145 nucleotides long. RefSeq names its product CMP-N-acetylneuraminate-beta-galactosamide-alpha-2,3-sialyltransferase 2-like. The record is from RefSeq and is a predicted model, not a curated record. The transcript has 7 exons. Gene Ontology annotation, molecular function: beta-galactoside (CMP) alpha-2,3-sialyltransferase activity. Lineage: Eukaryota; Metazoa; Chordata; Leptocardii; Amphioxiformes; Branchiostomatidae. The coding region runs from base 268 to 1401 and encodes 377 amino acids.
UAUUUCCCCCUAUCAAUGAAUGGGCUACUCCAAAUCACGUCAUCACAGCGCACUGCCAGGAAAAUGGCCGAUUGUCACUAUUAUCUGAACUAACUGUGCCAAACAAGAUGGAAUGUCAUCUUUAGGUCGCUUUGAGCUCUAACUUGGGAUGUGGAGAAAGCCAUGAACAUUCCAAACUCGCUGACCACUUCAAGAACCUGACUGCUUUCGGAUCUUCUACUUCACAUUUCCGUAGUACAUUUUAAGGACCCUGACCUUGCUGUAAAUAUGAUAAGGAUGACCGUCAAGCUCUUCAUUACCACGAUAGUGUUCGUACUGAUCAUGCUGGGUGCAAUGUACCAUUACGUGCAACCCGGAAAAUCUCCAAUCGCUCGAAAGACUGGGGGAACAGCGCCCCCAGAUGAGGACGAUAAGAACAACAGCCAGUUGUCGAGAUGGUGGCGAAAGUUCCAGGGAGACGGGGAACCAGUGCAACUGCAAGCAAACAAAAGUGCAGCAGUGACCACUCCGCCUGUAGUGGUACCCACUCCGCCUGUAGUGGUACAGCCCACAUGUAAGAGAAUAUGGCAGAAGGGACGGUCGUCAUGGUUUGAUAGCAGGUUUGAUGACAACAUCAGGCCUGUCUGGUCACGGGCUAACAUAGAGCUGCCUGCUGACGCCAGGAAGUGGUGGAUGAGUCUUCAGAGCCACAAGGACGAGGACCCCGCCCCCCUCCUGAAUGCGUUAUUUGAUAUGGGAGCACCAGAUGUCGACCCGUGGGCCAGCCGUAACCUCACAGGGUGUCUCCGCUGCGCUGUGGUGGGCAACUCUGGCAACCUCAGGCAGUCCAACUAUGGGGAGGAGAUUGAUGGAUAUGACCUGAUCUUCAGAAUGAACGAUGCCCCUACUAAGGGUUGGGAGAAGGAUGUCGGCCACAGAACCACCCACCAUUUCAUGUACCCAGAGAGCGCCACAGACCUGCCAGAUGACGUCAGCUUCGUCCUGCUGAACUUCAAACCUCUAGAUCUCAAAUGGAUGAAGACUUCCCUCACAGAUGGGUCCAUUACUCGGACAUGGACUCGUGUAAAAGGCAGAAUUAAAGCAAACAAAACAAAGAUUCUGGUGUACAAUCCUGCGUUCUUCAAAUACGUUAACGACAAGUGGACGGAGCAUCAUGGGAGGUAUUCCUCCACAGGCAGCCUGGUUAUCCUGUUUGCAGUACACGUGUGCGAUGAGGUGGACGUGUAUGGUUACGGAGCUGACAAACACGGAAUCUGGGACCACUACUGGGACCCGUCGCACAUCGGACAGACCAUCGGACAGACCAUCGGAGUCCACGACUCCUCAUUUGAACAGCUUCUCCUUCAGAAACUGCAAUUGGAGGGGAUCAUCAAAAUCCACAGAGGCAAUGCAGAUCACUAGUUACCACUGUAUGCUAUUAUAGAGACGAGAGAAAUGAACUGUAUUGUCUAGUAAAAAAAUCUAUUCCCCUAUUUCAUACACUUAAGUUCUGUAAAAAAAUUCAUGUUCCUAAUGAAACUAGACAAACUAUCGAUCAUAAAACAUAUCUGUCAUUUUAUCUCCACCAUAACUGAAAAGCGAGAAGUUGAAUUUAUCUAACAAUAGUUUUUGUCUUGUUUCUGUUCAACGUAUUUCUUGUCUUGUUGUGACCUGUAGUUAGCCCGGUGUGGCAAAAAUGUGCAAUAAAAGGUCUACGUUCAUACACUGUAUGUAAUCACGCUACUGUUGGCUCUGUUAGCUAAAUGUAAGUAACUUUUUGCACGGCUUCAUAAUGAGAAACCUAACCGUGUCGCUAACCUAACCUAAUCAGGCUCGAGAUAAACUGCAUAUAAUUAAAAGUGUCAAAAUACACUAAAUUUUGUAAGUCUGUAAUGAGCCUUAUAAAGGUUCAGAGUACGAGUUGUAUAGUUUAACUUUGUUUGCGUCCAUUAUUCUGAUUGAUUUUCUCAAUGAGAUUUGUGCGAAAUCAAGAGUGUUACCAGUAUAAUUAAUUUUUCCCCAACCGAGCUAAGUAUAGGUCACAACAGAGACAGAACAUACAUAAUAGUAUCAUAUACCUACUCUAACAUAGAAGUUCGGCUUCUAUACACGUAUCUAUUUACCGUGUACAUACAAUAUUGUAACUGUUAUUAAAUGACAGUUGCA